AUGAUGGAUCAAAUCCACCUAGUCGGUGAGGAGGAAGAUGACUACGCUGGCUUUAAUGACUACAAUGCUGCUCUUGACACUGAGGAUUUAGUCCAUGAUGAGACUUUCCAGAAGGCAGUUCUUAGGACAAGCCAUGGCAGACGACCACCUGUAUCCACAACUCUGGCAACAGCAGCCAGAGGACGCAUGGCAUUAUCUUCAUCCAUGGGCAGGCCUGGCAGUGGGAUUGCUAUCCAAGCCGGCCAGGCUCGACCCAUGACAGCCGUCAGAGCUGCCGGCUUUACUUCUGCUGGCAACAGACGUAAGUUGCUCUGGUGUUUUUUAUUUGUGCCUGGGCUGUUGUACCAGGAUAUUCACAAUUGGUUUGUUUGUGCCUACAGCUGUUGUACCAUGAUAUUCAGAAAUAGCUUGUUUGUGCUUGAGCUGUUGUACCAUGAUAUUCACAAAUGGCUUGUUUGUGCUUGGGCUGUUGUACCAUGA
Messenger RNA from Candidula unifasciata, 480 nucleotides. The record is from the annotation of a GenBank genome assembly. NCBI's taxonomy places the organism in Eukaryota, Metazoa, Mollusca, Gastropoda, Stylommatophora, Geomitridae.